Molecule: messenger RNA, 1401 nt
Organism: Exophiala bonariae
Lineage: Eukaryota; Fungi; Ascomycota; Eurotiomycetes; Chaetothyriales; Herpotrichiellaceae
Exons: 3
Coding region: 1-1401 (466 amino acids)
Molecular function (GO): hydrolase activity, acting on carbon-nitrogen (but not peptide) bonds, in linear amidines
Source: RefSeq, a predicted model, not a curated record
AUGGCGACCAACGAGGUAAACGGGCACAAAACGAACGGCGUCAACGAGACUGCCACCAAACAUGAUUUCUCCAGCCUGAAAGUCAACCAGUCCCGACUGUUGGACGCGAUCCAUACUGGGUGCAAGUUUGGAGCAGACCAUAGAUAUGGAGACGAUCCUACAGAAACUGGAAUGGCGAGGCUGAGUCUGAAUGAUGCUGACAAGCAGAUUCGCGACUGGUUCACUGCCACGGCCGAGUCUCUCGGUUGCAAGGUAACGUUUGAUCAGAUGGGCAAUCAAUUCGCGAUUCGAGCGGGUAAGAACAAGACGGCCCCUCCCAUCAUGAUGGGAUCACACUUAGACACCCAGCCGACGGGUGGGAGGUACGACGGCAUUCUGGGCGUGAAUUCUGGACUUGAAGUUCUCAAAGUGCUGCACGAGAACAAUUUCGAGACGGAAGGGAGCGUCGGUGUUGUCAAUUGGACAAACGAGGAAGGCGCAAGGUUCCCAAUGAUGGCUGUCUCGUCUGGAGUGUGGGCGGAAGCAGUGCCUUUAGAAACUGCCUGGAACCUUGCUGAAGUGUCCCCUAGAGAAGAUGGCCAACGUAGAACGAUGAAGCAGGAACUGGAGAGAAUCGGCUAUCUCGGUACUCAGCCUGCAUCAUACAAGGCUUUUCCGAUGGCCGCCCAUUUUGAGGUUCAUAUUGAGCAAGGCCCAAUUUUGGAGGCAGAAAAGAGACGGGUCGGAAUUGUCAAAGGCGUACAAGCUUUCAAAUGGUUUGAAAUCACCGUCAAGGGCCGUGACACUCAUGCUGGGACAACACCAUUUUCAGCACGUAUGGACUCUAUGCUUUGUGCGGCCAAAUUGAUCGUUGAAUCCAACAAGGUUGCGAAGAAGCUGGGCGGUUUGGCUACCACUGGCAUUCUGACAGGGCUGCCCGGAUCCAUCAACACUAUGGCGCACACUGUGACAUUCACACUCGACAUACGACACACCGAAGACGAAAAACUCGCCGAGGUAGAGAAGGAAUGCCGCGCCGAAUUUGCCCGUAUAUCACGGGAAGAGAGUGAGAAAGGGUGUCAAGUUGAGUGGCAGGAGUUGGUGGACAGCCCGGCGGUCAUCUUCCACCCAGACUGCAUCGCCGCCGUAGAGGCCAGUGCAAAAGAGAUCUGUCAAGAGCUGCCGAUGACGGCAGAUGAUGGCCAACUCUGGAAGUACAUGAUUAGUGGAGCCGGCCAUGACAGCUGCUAUACCAAUCGUCGGUGCCCGACGAGUAUGAUAUUCACAUCAACUCGUGAGGGAAUCAGCCACAAUCCCCAAGAGUAUUGCAGCCCUGAAGACUGUGCCAUUGGUGCCCAAGUCUUGCUUGGUGCUGUGCUUCGAUACGACAGAUCAAGAGUUGAACAAGGGGACUUGAAGUAG